AUGGACCGCGCUCGUCGAGCGGCAGCAACCACACGUCGCAAAACCCUCGGCGGCUCUGCCUCUCCCCAGUCCACCCCUCCCGAGAGUGCGUCUGAUCAUCCUUCGGCGAGUCCUGUCAUGCCGCAUGCCUCGGCGGCAAACAGCCCUCAGCCCGCGGCUCAGAGCAGGCGCGGGAGCAAAAGUCUUCACCACAAUACCUUCACUUUCACAACCCCAGCCUCGGGCAAUCGGGGCCAGGCCGUCAAGCGCCGAUUCAGAACCACGGAUGGCCCUGGCGUCCACGACGAUGACUUUGAUGAGGACAGUCCUCGGAAGGGUGGCCACACGCUUCGCAAGCGGGCUCGUGUGGAUUACACGUUUGAGCACGUAGACGACGAGGUCGUCCUGCCCAGCUCCACGUCCUCAGCCCGCACCAAGAAGCGGAGAUCAGAUCACAGUCACGAGUCUGAAGAGUGUCAUCCCUCCGGUGCCAAGAGACGCGGCGCCUCGCUCGGCGCUGACGCAUCCAGCAACGUGCGAAGAAAUCCUUCUCGCAGCUCAGCCCUCGGAAGGGCCGAUCACGGUGAUGACGAGGACGUCAAGGAUACCAUUGAAGUUGGUGUCUCUUUGUCCGAGGUGGACGAGUCAGAAGUCCGCCGUGGCAGUCACUCAAGUGCUUCAUCCGCCGCCCAGUCUUUGGACGGCUCCUGGAACUCGGCGCCCGCCGUAUCUAAUCUUGGCAGCUUGUAUUCGAACGACAAGGGUGCCAACGAUGAUGGGCGUCCAAAUGUUGGAAGCCAGGACGUGGACAUUGAUCCCAACCUUCGACCAAGCCCUCCCCCUUCGUCUGCGCAACCUGCUGCAAUCACGACUGAACCCGUCGAGGCUCAAUCUGAAAGCACAGACGCCCCAAAGGUCAAUGAGUCUGCCAGCGUCUCUCCCGGCACAGCCGAAGAAAAGUCUGACCUCUCCAACACUAAUAACGCUGCUGGCAUCCCCAAUGCAGCAACGCCUCCAGUUGCCGCACAAGAUGAACCACCCGUUGCCAAGGCGGACAAAGUGACAGAAUCGGAAUCGUUAAUAGAGAAACAAUCCGAAGACCAUGGGGCGCCUUCUUCUGAUGUUCCUGUCUCCAAUGAGAUGAAGGAGCGCACGUCGGAAAACGGCAAUCUCGUCUGCUCCAAACCUCCCGACGAGGCCAGGGUCGAACAAUUUGUCGGGGAGCCAGCAGAAACUGAGCCAUCAUCGCUGAAAUCACAGGGCGCCGCAGAGCCUACGGGUAUCUCUCCUCACAAGAGGACUCCAUCAGUGGCUGCUGAUGAUGAAGUAAUCUCAGAAGAGUCAACCGCUAUGGAUGUAAUUGAAGAGGCAGCCGCCAAUCGCAGCCCGCCUGCUGAACCGCCUUCGGUAGUGCCAUCUAUAUCGGUGGAGGAGGUUGUGGAACCCCAAAUAGAGGACCUCAAGGAUCAAGAAGCUCCGCAACAGGAACGCAAGGUAUCACCAGAAUCGGUUGCGGCUGAAGUCAAGGACCAGAUUGUUGAAGACGCAGAUACUCCAAGUCCCGAGAAAAGAGACGUCUUCAAACCCAAGAAACCAUCGCAACUGGGACCAAGCAAGCCCCAACCAGCUCCUGUUGGCCGUUGGGCUUACUUGACACCAUACGUGGACGGUGAAUAUGUCUCAUAUCCUGAAAAGAAGGCUCGUUCAGACGAUGAAGCCGGCGGAGAUGAGACCCCUCCCGAGGACAAGGACGGCGAUAAAGAUGGCAAUGACAUGGAGCCCAUGGUAGAGGACAACGAUGACGCGCCAGACCCCUCGGGGAUGGAAGCCCCGACACCCGCCGUAAACACACCGACACGUGGCUCUCCGGUUCCAGACUCAACGGAUCCUACCGCUGCCAACUCUCCCGCCCCAGCUGGCGAUGAUGCAGACGACGGCGACGAGUCUGAUUCGCAAGAGGUUCCUGAGCGGAAACGAUACUACAGAUUUCGCAAGACUCGGGACCCUGAAGAGUACAUAUCAGCCAUCGAAAACUACGAAGAAAUGAGCACUGCCGAGCUGUACGAGUUGCUCGAGGCCCUCAAUAUAUCGCUUGUGCAGUGGCAAAACGAAUGGCUCGAUCUUGGAAAGCUUGUAGACGACCACGAAAAUUCACAACGCCGACGUCUAGCCGACGCCAAAUACGAAUCUAGGACGCGAAACCCAGCUCAGCAUGGCAUCAACCACGAAGAGCCAGACUUUGUUGUCAAGGGCUACAAGGCAAAGGAACGGGAAGUAAUGAGCGAGACUCGCUAUCUUCAAGGACAGGACCGCAUCAUGGCUGCCACUUAUGGCUUCGAAUACGAUCCCCACCCGUCCAAGAUUGGCCGCCAGAAUCCAGAGACGCAGCAAAUUGGCAUCAUGACCAGAGGGCGCUCGCUGCGUAACCAGCCAAGGCAAACAGUCAAGGCAUCGGAAGCUGACGAGGUUACCGGCAAGAGACAACGCAAACCCGUUCAGCUCUUUGACCCAGCGACUCAGGAUGUUAGCCGGAGCUCAACGCCCGUUCCUACGCGAGGCAGGAGGCGCCGAAACGUGGGCAACGCAGACGAAGGGCCCCAGGCUGCCUUGACAUCAAGCUUCAAUGGAGACGGACACUCGGACGCGGAGAACGAAGCUCCAAAGACUAGAAGACGACGCGGUCCGCGUGCCAGCAAUGUGGUGGCCAGCGCUGCUGAGGAACUUUCCACGCCACGUAGCUCGGACAACCUGGCGCAAGAAGAGACUGGCAGGUCAGGUCGGCGCCGAGGCAGACAACCAAUACGAUACGACGAAACGUAUGCCGAGUUCAUGGACGACGACUCUCAGCCUGAGCCGAAACAACGGAAGCGCCAUAUGCUGACGCUGAAAAUCCCCCGAUCCAAGAAUUUCAGCGAGCCGUCCUCGGCCAUCACCGACAACGGCGAUUCGAGGCCGUCAACCGCAUCGUCGGAGUCGUCAUCUCAUACAGCCGAGUCGUCGUAUUCCUUCCGACCCAAGCGUCAGAAACGGUUCCGUGACGAUGCUGAUGAAGCAGGCGAAGCAAGCCAGGCACCACCACGCAAGCGAGGGAAGCGGAGUGUGCCGCAGCCUGUUGGGGGCAAUGAGUCGUCCCUUGCUCCUGAGCAUCCUGUGCAAGAUGCCCUACCAAGCACUGGCGUCCGCAAGGUUGCAAAGAUCAAGGUUGUGCGACCUUCUGGCGACGCCCGCAACGGCACCCCGUCCUCACACUCACAGCCUGGCGACGACAAGCCAAAGGACUACAAGAACAUGACCAAGUCUGAGAAGAUGUCGGCGUCCAUGAAGAGUCGUUGGGCAAAUGGAAACAUGGCCGGUGCCGUGGAGAAGCGAAAGGCGACCCUUGCUGCCAAGAAGGCAGCUCAAGUGGCUGCUGAACAGAAACUCGGCGUCAUCGCACCCAAACCAAAGGUCAAGCCCAGCAAAAAGGAUCAGCCUUCUCCGGGGCAGCCACACGCAGGCUACGCGCCAACGAUGCCGGGAAUCAACUACCCGUUCCCCUCGAAUCAGUGA
Molecule: messenger RNA, 3528 nt
Organism: Metarhizium album ARSEF 1941
Lineage: Eukaryota; Fungi; Ascomycota; Sordariomycetes; Hypocreales; Clavicipitaceae
Exons: 2
Coding region: 1-3528 (1175 amino acids)
Source: RefSeq, a predicted model, not a curated record